This is a messenger RNA of Cetraspora pellucida, 486 nucleotides long. The record is from the annotation of a GenBank genome assembly. NCBI's taxonomy places the organism in Eukaryota, Fungi, Glomeromycota, Glomeromycetes, Diversisporales, Gigasporaceae.
AUGUCAAGACAUUUUCCUGACUACGAUAACCACCGUGUUUGCCUUCUUCCUUUCCCAAGUUUCACUCAAUUCAUAGAAAAGAAGCGAGACCUUGGGGUUUACGUUUCAGGCAGUUUGUUUGCCCUAGGCUGGUGGUUUUUCAUCGAUGCUGUGGUUCUUUCCAACACUAUAGAUAAUGAUACUCAACCGGCAAUAGGUUUCGAAGAUUGGAUGUGCGGGAUUUCCAGUACUCUAGGAAUGCUAAUCGUUAACUCGAUUGAUAAAAGUCGUCUCACAGCCGACAAUUUUUCAUACACUGGAAGUGGUAUUGCAACGAAAGCCCGCUUUUUUUUAUUUGUAGGAUUUGCUCUGAUGGCAGGAGGCUUGGCGGGAUCUGUGACCAUAUUAAUUCUCAAGCAUAUUGUGCCCGAAGCUGGACAACCUUACAUUUAUUUUGGAAUUGAGGAGUUCUGUGGUGCUUUGGGUUGCACAAAACGCAGAACCUGA